AGAGCCGGAACUCGUGAAAUCCUCUCUGAUUAGGGUUUCGAAAAAAACACACACACACCAUCGUUGCUGCUUGUUGGCGAUCUUAUCAUCAUCAAUUCAUCCAAAAGGUAUAUGAAUUCAAUCCUGUUUUGAUUGCAAAUUGUCUGUUAAUUUCAAUUUCUAGGGUUUGCUCUUUGUCCUCGUGAUGAUGGACGGUGAUUUAGAUAUAGGAGGUGAUAGUACGAACCCUAGCGUAGAAUCAGAACCUGUUCGUGAUGAUAUUAGCUCAGAAAAUAGGUUAGGUUCUGCAUCGGUACAUGUAAUUGGUGUUUCUGAUAGUUCUACAGCUGUGGAAGGUGUUGGUAGGCCUGUUAGUAUAGAUAGUGUAUCGCCCGGAGAUGUAAAUAAGUCGAACGAUGAGGCGUCUAGUGAUAGGAGUCAUGGUAGUGUAAAGGUUGUGAAAAGUGAGAAGAAGAAGAAGAAGGUGCAAAAGAGAAAAGAGUCGAAAUUGAAAGAGUCAACAUCGCCUGUGUAUGAUUCUAUGAUAUCGGAGUUUGAUGAGUUUGCUGGGAAUGGGAGUGUGGGUAGUGAAGAUAGAUCGCCGAUGGAGGGAUCGGCUGGUCAUGGAUUUGAAGUAGGGGAUAUGGUUUGGGGGAAAGUGAAGUCUCACCCUUGGUGGCCUGGUCAUAUUUUUAGUGAAAAGUUUGCGACUCCGUCGGUGCGGAGGUCGAAGAGGGAUGGUCUUUUGUUGGUUGCCUUUUUUGGGGAUAGUAGUUAUGGGUGGUUUGAUCCUUCGGAGCUUAUACCGUUUGAUUCCAAUUAUGCGGAGAAGUCUCGCCAGACGAAUUCUAAAACUUUUGUUAAGGCUGUGGAGGAGGCAAUGGAUGAGGUGAGCAGGAGGAGUGCGCUCGGCCUGUCGUGUAUGUGUAGGAGUAAGCAGAAUUUUAGGCCGAUUGAUGUUCCAGGGUAUUUUGCUGUUGAUGUGGCUGAUUAUGAGCCUGGAGCUGUAUACUCAGUUGAUGCAAUUGGGAAAGCAAGGGAGAGUUUCCAGCCCAGUUCGGCUCUUGAUUUUGUAAGGCGGUUGGCUUUGGAACCUGCCGGCAGUGCAUAUGGUGGUGUUGAUUUUAUAAAGAAUAAGGCUAAGGUCAUUUCUUACAGAAGGGCAGUUUAUGAGGAAUUUGACGAGACCUAUGCACAGGCGUUUGGUUAUGAUUCUGUCCGCCCAUCAUCUGGAUCUGUUCAAGAACAGGAUACGCGGAAAACGCCAUCUAAAGCCCCGUUGAGCGGGCGUCAGGUAUUUGCUGACACUUCAGGCAAGGGAAAGAGUUCUGCAAAGCCUAAUAAGCCCAAAGACAGUGCGAAGAAAGAAAAGUAUCUUUUUAAACGGAGAGACGAGCCUAAAGAGGUAAAACCACACCAAAAAAAGGAGAAAAACAAAGUAACAUCCUCUUCCCAGCUUGCUCAUAUUGAGGAUGACGUGGCGGUUUCUGCUGGUGACUAUGUGUUGCAAAAGAGGGUCUCAACAACACCACAUGAUGAAACACCACAUUCAAAAGAGGGUAUGGAUGACAAGCCUGUUGUCGUUGAAUUUGGAGACACCAUCAAAAGCAAGGUGGUUGAUGAUAACGAUGACAAGAUGAUUGUGUCACAAACGGAGGACAAAAAGACAAGUUCCGAUUCGGUAGUUGACAGUGACAAACGGAAUGAAAUCCCGAAUUCUGGACCCCACAAAACCAUUGCUUCUGAUCACGCAGAUAACAACGGGCCAAAAAAGGUGAAGAAGAUUGCCAAACGUCCUAUCGGAGAGAUGGGCUCUAGUGAGAAGAAAAAGAAGAUAAAGAAAGAACAGUUGAUAUCCGAUGGUACAAGCAAGGUUUCUUUGGCGGGUCCACGUGGACCCGGUGAUGAUAAGCCCAUCACUUCACAUACUUCUGGGACAAAAGACGCGAAUAAUGAAACCGAGCUUGUUCCAGUGCUCGGUGAUUUGCUUUCACUUGCACUAGAUCCUUUCCAUGCUAUGAACAGAGGAAGGCUUAUUAAAACAAGGCAGGUUUUCAUAAAAUUCAGGUCCCUCGUGUUUCAGAAGAGCUUAAACUUGUCCUCAGCAGCCGAGGAUGAUGAGGGAAACGCCACCCAUUCUAGUAAAUCUUCCGAGAAUGCAACAAGAGUGACAUCCGUCAUUUCAUCAGGGAGACCCGAUGAUCCCACUAAAGGUGGGCAGAAACGAGGCCCAUCUGAUCGCCUGGAAGAAAUGGCUGCCAGAAAGAAGAAGAAAGUUGGUGAAAUUAGAAAUUUAACCAAGGAGAAAAAGGCGAUUAAGAAGAUAGAUGAAUCACCCACACCAAUUGUUAAGCAGCCGGUUGUUAAGACAUUGAAGAAAUCGGGACCUGUGGUUAUCAAGAAAACAGAGCAGCGGGCCCCACCUGAUCCGACCAUGCUAAUGAUGAAGUUCCCGCAAGGAGGAUCUCUACCGUCUAUUAGUGAACUUAAGGCAAGGUUCGCGCGUUUUGGACCAAUGGAUCAUUCGGCUACUCGGAUAUACUGGAACACAUUUGCGUGUCGGGUGGUUUACAAGCACAAGGCUCAUGCGCAGGCGGCAUAUAAAUUUGUCGAUGGACUUGGUAGUCUGUUUGGAAACACGGGUAUAAAGUGCACCCUCAAGGAAGUUGGAGGCGAUCUUGAACAACCACCUGUUAAAGCCCCGAAAGACGACCACACGGAGGACAGACCGCCACCGUCUAUGGUUCCAGCCCCAUCAUCAGGUGUUCAGCUGAAGUCGAUUUUGAAGAAAUCCACCGGUGAAGAGGCAGCAGGUAAUGGCGGCAGGGGGCGGGUAAAGUUUAUGUUGGGUGGGGAAGAGAAUGAAAUGAAGAACAAGAAUGGUGCAUCUUCUUUUUCUAAAUCUCAUUCAACAAUGGAUGUUAAUAGUAAGAAUUUUCAAAGGGCUGUUCUUCAGUCUUCUAAUCCAUUGCCUCUUCUCCCUCUUCCUACUUCUACUUCUGUUAUAAGUUCAACCACUCAAUUCACUAGACCACUACAACCACCACAAGCACCAAAUUCUAUGCACUAUGCCACACCGUUGGCACCACCACCGCCGCCACCGCCACGACUCCCGCCACCACCUUCAUUAACUUACGGCGGUGAAAUGGCUGCCAAAACGCCACCUCUGGCGACACCUAAACUGGACAUAUCACACCAAAUGUUAAGCCUUUUGACCAAGUGCAAUGAAGUGGUUACAAAUGUGACAAACAUGUUUGGCUACGUGCCUUACCGUCCUCUUUAAAACAAAAAUCAUCGAAUUUUAUAAAAAAAAGAUGAAAAGAUGCAAGCUCACAAGGGAAUAUACAACCAAAAGGGGAAAGAAAAAUCGAUGUGAUCGUUAGAUAUGUUUUUUUUUAGUUUGUAUUUUGGUGCCUCAUGUGGCCUUUUUUUAAUCGUAUUGUUGUUUUUGGAUGCUUUAUGUAUUGUGUUUGUACAACUUUUAAAGCUUUGCUAAUAAGCUUUGACUAUAUUUCCUUUAUUUUUA
Messenger RNA from Helianthus annuus (common sunflower), 3505 nucleotides. RefSeq lists its product as uncharacterized. The coding region runs from base 185 to 3262 and encodes 1025 amino acids. The transcript has 2 exons. The record is from RefSeq and is a predicted model, not a curated record. Lineage: Eukaryota; Viridiplantae; Streptophyta; Magnoliopsida; Asterales; Asteraceae.